Molecule: messenger RNA, 1240 nt
Organism: Tribolium madens (black flour beetle)
Lineage: Eukaryota; Metazoa; Arthropoda; Insecta; Coleoptera; Tenebrionidae
Gene: Ccapr1
Product: cardioacceleratory peptide receptor
Exons: 7
Coding region: 47-1171 (374 amino acids)
Biological process (GO): G protein-coupled receptor signaling pathway
Cellular component (GO): membrane
Molecular function (GO): vasopressin receptor activity
Source: RefSeq, a predicted model, not a curated record
AAUUUUUGUGCUAGAAACGGGCCAACAUGUAACUACAUCUUGAGACAUGUCAUACAUGGAAGAUGCAAACGAAACCGACUCAAACAACACUUCUUUAGACGCUUUUUAUUUUUUCGAGACCGAACAAUUCACCUUACUAUGGGUACUGUUCGUGAUAAUAGUUGCCGGAAACAUGGGUGUGUUAUACACGCUUCUCUUUGGCCGAUCUAGAAAAAGUCGAAUGAAUUAUUUCAUAACCCACCUUGCCCUAGCAGACCUUAGUGUGGGUUUGAUUAAUGUUUUGACAGAUAUAAUUUGGAAAACCACAGUGGCAUGGUAUGCCGGCAAUAUUGCCUGUAAAGUGAUACGUUUUCUCCAGGUAAUGGUAACAUAUGCAUCGACUUAUGUUUUGGUUGCUUUAAGUAUAGAUCGAUAUGACGCAAUUCGUCACCCCAUGAAAUUUUCAGGCAGUUGGAAACGUGCUAGAUAUCUAAUAUUAGCCGCCUGGUUCUUCAGUGCUCUGUAUUCGUUACCAAUUUUAAUCUUCUACGAAGAGAAGAUCGUAAAAGAUAAACUCCAAUGCUGGAUAGAAUUUUAUCCUCAAUGGAAAUGGCAAGUUUACAUGACACUAGUCUCGCUCUCACUCUUUAUCAUUCCUGCGUCAAUUAUUGCGACGUGUUAUGCCAUCAUCAUUAUCACCAUUUGGUCGAAAAAUGCCAAAGGCUUUAUCAAAAAUACCAAAGCAACUAAUGGCUCAGAUAAUUCUAGAAGAGCAAGUUCUAGAGGAUUGAUUCCAAGAGCCAAAGUCAAGACGAUUAAAAUCACAUUUGUUAUAGUGAGCGUUUUUAUUCUAUGUUGGAGUCCUUAUAUAAUUUUUGAUUUGUUACAAGUGUUUGGACAAAUACCAGGGACUCAGACCAAUAUAGCUAUUGCUACUUUUAUCCAAAGUUUAGCACCACUGAACUCAGCAGCUAACCCCAUCAUUUACUGCCUGUUUUCAACACAUUUCUGUCGGACUUUAGGGUCACUGCCUCCGUUUAAAUGGUUAUUUAAGAAAAAGAGAAGAAGGAACAGGGAAUCAACAACAAACACACAAAGUAGUUCAUUAUCAGAAUUUUUAACCAACACUCAUAAACGAAAAAUCGAAAAUACAUCAACAACUUUUAAUGCCCACGCAGUAUUAAUUCAUUAAAAACCAAAACGUAUUAUACACCUAAAUGUUUUUUAUUGUGACUUAUAAUAAUUGUAUCUAAGUGUUAUA